AUGUCUGGUAGAAGCAGGGUCAAUUUGAAAAAUACCAACAAUGGUAAAAGAUUGCGGAAUAGUCAUAGAAACAAAAAUCGUACAGCUGAUACAGCCACCGCCAACAUUCUUCCAGGCUCGACCUCAUUAUUUGAUAGAUUAGGCGUAAAGGACCCAAAGGAAGGAAUUUCCUUAUCAACCUUUAAGGGAAAGCUAUUACCAAGUAAUGAUAUUGGGUUACAAUUGAGAGCUACUGAAAUUAAAAAUAGAAGCAAUAAAAAAAAAUUUCAGUCAAAAAGACUUGAAAAUAGCAGCAAUCCAAGAAAUUUAAAGAAAACGAAUAAUAAAAAAUUUGGCAACAAUAGAAAAAAUAACGAGGGUAGCAACAAUAAUUCCAAAAGAAUCUUUUUUCAACGUAAUGAUCCUAAAAAACUUGUUGGAUUUAAUUUAAGGAAUGGCAAUCCAGGUGUGUCUGUCACUUCUAAAAACAAUGUAAGUUAUAACACUAGUCGUUUAAUCAUUAAUACUGGUCCUUCAACUAAGACUUCAAUAAUAAAACUUCAAAAUUUACCUUUGGGAAUUCGUAGAGAUGAAUUAAAAAGUUCUAUAGAACAGAAUAUAGGCAUACCUAUUGUGAACAUCAUUUUGACAGAUAUGCCUACUGGAUCUGCUACUUGUGAAAUUCAAUUUGGUCCAAAUUUAACUAUUGAUAAUAUGCAUAAUAUUAGAGAGAAACUCGAUUUUGCGAUGAUUGAUGGUCGUACUGUUCAAGCUUCCUUAAUAAGUCGUUAG
Molecule: messenger RNA, 771 nt
Organism: Saccharomycodes ludwigii
Lineage: Eukaryota; Fungi; Ascomycota; Saccharomycetes; Saccharomycodales; Saccharomycodaceae
Exons: 1
Coding region: 1-771 (256 amino acids)
Source: RefSeq, a predicted model, not a curated record